Knipowitschia caucasica is the source of this 3465-nucleotide messenger RNA. The record is from the annotation of a GenBank genome assembly. Lineage: Eukaryota; Metazoa; Chordata; Actinopteri; Gobiiformes; Gobiidae.
AUGUUGUUGAACGGUCAGUGGGGUGCCUGGAGCUCCUGGGGCGGCUGCAGUAAGACGUGCAGCGGAGGCCAGGCCAGGCGCUACAGGUCAUGUGACAGCCCCAGACCCACCAGUGGAGGGCGAGCGUGUGCAGGGGCCGACUCACAGACGCAACAAUGCAACACGCAGGACUGUCCCGUGCAUGGCCACUGGGGGGCGUGGCAGUCCUGGUCUGACUGCUCGGUGUCCUGUGGAGGAGGAGAGAGGAGCAGGGAGCGCCUCUGUAAUGAGCCCUCUCCCUUAAACAAUGGACGGGCCUGUCCCGGAGACUCCUCUCAGCUGUCCCGCUGCAACCCCCAGGCCUGCCCAGGUGGACCACAGAAGGCUCGGGGCAGCGUCAUAGGAAACAUCAACAAUAUUGAAUUUGGCAUUGGGAUACUCAACGCCUCCAUCUCCGAUCACAAAGGUCAAGGCAAAGUGAUCGAUGCCACUAUCUCUAAUAUCCCUCGCACAUUAGGGCCUGCCAUGCGGAUCCUGGUCUCCAUCCUCAGCCCCAUCUCCUGGACCACGGCUCAGGAGCUCGGCGAGGCAGUGAAUGGCUACUCUCUGACCGGAGCCGUCUUCAGGCGAGAGACACAAGUCGAGUUUGCUACAGGUGAGAUCCUGAGGAUGACCCAUGUGUCCAGAGGGUUGGACUCAGACGGAGCUCUGCUGCUGGACAUUGUUGUAAACGGACACAUGCUCCAGCUGCCUCCAAACACUGACUUGGGCAUCAAGGACUACAGUGAGGACUACAUUCAGACCGGGCCAGGGCAGCUGUAUGCUCAGUCCACUCGCAUGUUCACCCUGGACCGAGAGAGCGUCCCGUACUCGUGGAACCACUCCAUCUCUUACGACACGUCCAGGGGAAAGAUGCCGUACCUGGUGGAAACCCUACACGCUGCUGCCGUCCGAGCCUUUUACCACCCCCUGGAGGAGCUGCUGGUCUUCCGGGUCCAGGCCCAUAUCGCCAAAGGUGACCGCAGUAACCAGUGUCCACCGGGCUUCUCUCUGGCGUCAGCGGGUCCCUACUGUACAGAUGAGAACGAGUGUGAGAUGGGGAACCCUUGCUCCCACACGUGCCACAAUGCAAUGGGCUCGUACUACUGCUCCUGUCCCCAAGGCUUGACCAUCUCCGCGGACGGAAGAACAUGCCAGGACAUUGAUGAAUGUUCGCUGGGUACUAACGUUUGCCACGAUGGACAAGAGUGCGAAAACACCAUCGGCUCAUAUCGCUGUGUCAUGAGGUGUGGGCGUGGCUUCAGGAAGACCAUGGACGGCCUCAGCUGUACUGAUAUGAAUGAAUGUGAGGACUCCAAUCCCUGUCAGCAGCUCUGCCUGAACACCGUGGGCAGUUACCGCUGUGCGUGUGAGCCAGGGUUCCAGCUCAGGAACAGACGCUGCAUCGAUAUAAAUGAAUGUCGGCAGAGAGUGUGUCGCACAGAUCAGCAGUGUAAGAACACACGCGGCGGCUACACGUGCAUAGACCUGUGUCCCCGUGGGAUGACCAAAGGGGGAAACGGCACAUGUGUUGACAUAAAUGAGUGCAGCGACGGCACUCACCAAUGCAGAUACAACCAGAUCUGUGAGAACACCAGAGGGAGCCACCUCUGCAUCUGUCCACGAGGAUACAGGUCUCAGGGAGUGGGACGGCCCUGUGCCGAUAUAAAUGAGUGUGAGCGGCCUUCUCCGCCCUGUGCGCACCUGUGCGUCAACACUCCGGGCAGCUUCAGGUGCACAUGCCCACCAGGCCAACUGCUGCUGGGGGACGCCAAGUCCUGUGUGGGACUGGAGCGUCUGCGGCCCAGCUACGAGAGGUACUCUCAUGGCCAGCACGCGUCCCAAAGCUCCAAUGGGCAGCUCUACCACAACAUGGCCUCUCAGAGCUACCACUCCUAUGGAGCAGCUACGGGGCGCUACAGGAGCCGCUCUCAGAGGAGUAUUCAGAACUCCAUCAUGUGUCAACAAGGGUUUGUUCUCACAAGGGGGCGCUGUGUAGAUGUAAAUGAGUGUGAGGUGAGGGACACUUGUCAGCAUGAAUGUAUGAACACACCGGGGAGCCACCGAUGUCUGUGUCCCGCUGGCUACCGACUCAUGACCAACGGCAAAACAUGUCAAGAUAUAGAUGAGUGUCUGGAGCAGAACAUCCAGUGUGGAGCCAACCGCAUGUGCUUCAACAUGAGAGGGAGCUACCAGUGCAUAGACACGCCCUGCCCACCCAACUACCUCCGGGAUGCAGCCACAGGGGUAAGACAGUCCCCCUGCCCCAGCCUCUUCCACAGGGUAAGACAGUCCCCCUGCCCCAGCCUCUUCCACAGGGGUAAGACAGUCCCCCAGCCUCUUCCACAGGGUAAGACAGUCCCCCUGCCCCAGCCUCUUCCACAGGGUAAGAUAGUCCCCCUGCCCCAGCCUCUUCCACAGGGUAAGACAGUCCCCCUGCCCCAGCCUCUUCCACAGGGUAAGACAGUCCCCCUGCCCCAGCCUCUUCCACAGGGUAAGACAGUCCCCCAGCCUCUUCCACAGGGUAAGACAGUCCCCCUGCCCCAGCCUCUUCCACAGGGUAAGACAGUCCCCCUGCCCCAGCCUCUUCCACAGGGUAAGAUAGUCCCCCUGCCCCAGCCUCUUCCACAGGGUAAGACAGUCCCCCUGCCCCAGCCUCUUCCACAGGGUAAGACAGUCCCCCUGCCCCAGCCUCUUCCACAGGGUAAGACAGUCCCCCUGCCCCAGCCUCUUCCACAGGGUAAGACAGUCCCCCUGCCCCAGCCUCUUCCACAGGGUAAGACAGUCCCCCAGCCUCUUCCACAGGGUAAGACAGUCCCCCCUGCCAGCUCUCCCCAGUCCCCAGCCUCUUCCACAGGGGUAAGACAGUCCCCCUGCCCCAGCCUCUUCCACAGGGUAAGACAGUCCCCCUGCCCCAGCCUCUUCCACAGGGUAAGACAGUCCCCCAGCCUCUUCCACAGGGUAAGACAGUCCCCCUGCCCCAGCCUCUUCCACAGGGUAAGACAGUCCCCCAGCCUCUUCCACAGGGUAAGACAGUCCCCCUGCCCCAGCCUCUUCCACAGGGUAAGACAGUCCCCCAGCCUCUUCCACAGGAACUGCCCUCCGAACGACCUGGAGUGCGCACUGAGCCCCUACGCCCUGGAGUAUAAGCUGCUGUCUCUGCCGUUUGGGAUUGCCGCUAACCAGGACCUAAUCCGCCUGGUGGCCUACACACAAGACGGAGUGAUGCACCCGCGGACCACCUUCCUAGCCGUGGACGAGGACACUGCGCUGCCAUUUGCCCUCCGCGACGAGAGCAUGAAGGGCGUGCUGUUCACCACGCGGCCCCUCCGAGAGCCACACACUUACCGCAUGAAGGUGCGAGCUCUGUCCUACAGCCCGGACAGAGCCAUCGAGUACCAGACUACCUUCAUUGUUUACAUCGCGGUGUCGGCCUACCCCUACUGA